Messenger RNA from Malassezia pachydermatis, 1524 nucleotides. RefSeq names its product wd repeat protein. NCBI's taxonomy places the organism in Eukaryota, Fungi, Basidiomycota, Malasseziomycetes, Malasseziales, Malasseziaceae. The record is from RefSeq and is a predicted model, not a curated record. Bases 1 to 1524 code for a protein of 507 amino acids. Gene Ontology annotation, biological process: mRNA splicing, via spliceosome. Gene Ontology annotation, molecular function: protein binding. The transcript has 3 exons.
AUGACGACGAACAAAACGACCGGAAAAAACUUCGGACUUCUCUUCUGGGGAAACUGGUCUGAAGUGGAAAAACUGUGCUCCAGGUCAUUUAUCAAGGGCCAAAAGGCGUUCUUGUACGCGAUUUUUCGGCAACAAUUCCUGGAGUUUAUUGAGCAUCGCGAAUUCCAAAAGCCCCAUGCGGCUGAGUUUGGUGAUUUGUGCUAUUUGCUCUCAGCCAAGAGUGUGACAGACGCGCCAUCGUUCCGUUCAUGGGAAGGCAUUCAACCUGGCCGAGAAGCAUUGGUGUCGGAGUUCUCCACACUGCUGGAACCUGGCCGGUUGGAUCUACAGCAUCUCAUGCGUGAGAAUGAUCCUGAGAAUGCAUCCGCCCGAGAUACAGACUACGUGCCGCGACACCGUUUAUUGACGCUGCUGCACCAGGCGUUGGCCUAUCAAGUGGAGUUUGCUCGGUAUCAAAAGCGUACAGUGCCUGUCAUUUCGUCGCUUUUGCAUGACUAUACAGGGUUUGUGGUGCCGAAUCGCUGCCGCAUGACGCUUCGGGGGCACACACAGAAUGUCAAAUGUGUCCGAUUUGUAGGUGAAGAGGGACGAAAAAUCGUGAGUGGCUCAAGCGAUUGUACCCUCCGCCUGUGGGAUACAGAAACAGGAGUUUGUGAUGCUAUCCUGGAAGGACAUGGAAGUCGUAUCUGGGAUGUGGAUGCGACACAAGAUGGUACGCUGCUAGCGAGUGCUAGUAGCGAUGCUACUGUGCGUCUUUGGAGUACGGACUCGAAGCUCACACAAAUGACACUCCGUGGUGGCUAUGGGGACGUAUACUGCUGUCGAUUCAGCUCGGAUAAGGAGCACCUGGUGACAGGUGGUUAUGAUAAGCUUGUCCGAUUGUACGACGUUGCUACGGGCACAGCGGUUCGCAUGUUCCCCGGUCACCAGCUUGGCAUUUCAUCGGCAGUGUUUAGUCCGCAAAGCGGCAUGGUGGUAACGGGGGCCAAAGAUACCAGUGUGCGGUUCUGGGAUACUCUCAGCGGCGUCUGUAUUCGUACACUGCCGGGCCAUCUGGGAGAAGUGACGUCCGUUGAGAUGAGUCACGAUGGACGACAGCUCCUCACAUCGUCCAAAGACAAUUCUCAUCGACUAUGGGAUAUGCGAAUGCUACGACCUUUGCAGCGAUUUACCGGCCAUCAAAACACGUCGAAGAACUUUAUUCGGUGUGCCUUUGCACACCCCAGUCUGAUUGUCAGCGGUUCCGAAGACGGUUUGGUGUAUAUGUGGAGCCAGGAGUCUUCGCAUGUUCUUCAGACGUUGGAAGGUCACGGGUUGGAAACGACCUUCGCGGACCAUGCACACCCAUGGGGGACAGAAACAUCCUCGGAAGGAUCGCAACGAUACAAUGGGCGUAAGCAAGUCGUAGUCUACGAGGCUGUGUGGAAUAACAUUCAAGGCUUACUCGCUAGCUGUGCUGAUGACGGCACAGUGCGUUUGUGGGACUGGAAUGCCCCCUCGGAUGCGAUGACGCCAUCUUCAUAG